CAAGAAUUGGAUAUAUCUGUCCCGAGCAUCUUUCAACGUGUGCAGUACUCUUUCUUCGGAAGUUUCUGGAUCCAACUAUUUCAAAGACCAUCUUCGAUCUCUGUUAUCCGAUUUCUUAAAAAGCAAUGUCUUACGCUAAAAUAGCGUCGACUUUUGGCAGGGCAAGUUCCGAGUUUAACGUAAGGAGGCUGACUUUGUAUUCGGGCGGACGACUGAGGUCAACCUUAGCUUCAACGAAACAGAGUGAUGAACCAAGUGAUUCUACCUGUACAGUGUCUAUAGACGCAGAAAAAAUAGAUCUCAUUAGCCAAACAAAAAGCGUCGACGCUCCGCCGAACAGCAAGAUCGCCGUUGACUUUGAAAAUACCGAAGAUGCCUACAAGAGCAAAACUUCCCUCGAGCUGCUCAGAAGUUUAUUGGUUUUCAAACUUUGCACUUAUGACUUCCUGGUCGACAAGAACAAGGAGUUAAUGGACUUUAGCAAGAAGGUCUUGGGCCAGAAGGCCUUUGAGCAGAUGAUGAAGAUGACAUUCUACGGUCAGUUUGUGGCUGGGGAGAACCAUGAGACCAUCAAGCCUCUGAUCCAGAGGAACGAGGCCUAUGGGGUGGGCUCUGUGCUGGACUAUAGCGUGGAGGAAGACUUGACUCAGGAGGAAGCAGAGACCAAGGAGAUGGAGUCAUGUGUAUCUGAGGCAGAGAGAGAGAGUAAAGAUACUGGUAGAGAGUACCACAUAACCGAGGAAGAACCAUGUACAGGUGAGGACCACCGCGAGAAAAAGUACAAGGCCCACAGACAGUUUGGGGACCGCAGAGGAGGCGUGAUCAGCGCCCGCACCUACUUUUACGCCGACGAGGCCAAGUGCGACCACCACAUGGAGACCUUCCUCAACUGUAUCAAAGCUUCAGGUGGAAGCUCUCAAGAUGGCUUCUCAGCCAUUAAGAUGACAGCUCUGGGGCGGCCUCAGUUCCUGCUUCAGUUCUCGGAGGUGCUGGUGAAGUGGAGGCGGUUCUUCAGCUUCCUGGCAGCUCAGCAGGGAAAAGCCGGAAUGGAGGCCCUGGAGCAGAAACUGGAGCUUGAGCAGCUGCAGGACACUUUGAUUAAACUUGGUGCCAAGGAGGACAUUCAAAACUGGUUUACAGGAGAGAAGCUGGGAUCCUCUGGAACCAUUGACCUGCUGGACUGGAACAGCCUGAUAGAUGAAAGGACAAAGAUAUCAAACCUGCUUGUUGUUCCAAACCUGGAGACGGGACAGCUGGAGCCACUCCUCAGCAGGUUCACCGAGGAAGAGGAGAGGCAGAUGAAGAGAAUGUUGCAGAGGACAGACAUCCUGGCCAAGCACGCUCUGGAGCACGGCGUGAGGCUGAUGGUGGACGCAGAACAGACCUACUUCCAGCCGGCCAUCAGCAGACUCACCCUGGAGAUGCAGAGGGUCUUCAACAGGGAGAAACCCGUCAUUUUCAACACCUACCAGUGUUACCUGAAGGAGGCCUACGACAACGUGUCCCUGGACGUGGAGCUGUCGAGGCGCGAGGGCUGGUACUUCGGAGCCAAGCUGGUGCGCGGGGCCUACAUGUACCAGGAGAGGACCAGGGCCCAGGAGAUCGGCUAUGAGGACCCCAUUAACCCUGACUACGAGGCCACCAACAGGAUGUACCACAAGUGUCUGGACUACGUGUUAGAGGAGAUCGACCAUAACAGAAAGGCUAAUGUCAUGGUAGCCUCACACAAUGAAGACACAGUGAAGUUUACCAUACAGAGGAUGAACGAGAUGGGUCUCACACCCAAGGAGAAGAAGGUCUACUUCGGCCAGCUCCUGGGGAUGUGCGACCAGAUCAGCUUCCCACUCGGUCAGGCUGGUUUCCCCGUGUACAAGUACGUGCCUUACGGGCCUGUGAACGAGGUAAUCCCAUACCUGUCUCGUCGAGCCCAGGAGAACCGCGGGUUCAUGAAGGGCUCGCAGAGAGAACGCACGCUGCUGUGGGCGGAGCUGAAGCGCAGGGCGCUCGGUGGCGGACUCUCCUAUAGGCCGAUGCAUUGAGCCACCAUGGGGUGGGUGGAGUGGCGGGGGCCACAGCUCUUUUGCAUUCCUGACUGCACAUAGGCUCCAGUUUCGCACGCCUGCCUGGCCCUUUGAAGGGAGCAACUUUACAUCUCUGAGAGGACUUCCCGGACACAUCGGGCAGGCUGUUUCUAACGUUCUGUCUUGCUGUGCUGGUUAUGGUCAAGCUAGGGCCUCACAAUAAUAAAAUGCUACAUGACUAAAAUAGCAGCAAAGGCCAGAGUGAGUAUUGCACUGCUUGCAAAAUGUCUGAAGUAUACAAAAUGUCUUGUCUUAUUUCAGAUAUUACAUCGCUCUACUUGCAUUAGAAGUUUAUUUAAAGAUUGCCAAUGAAUGUACAGGGUAGCGUUGAAUAACAUAAGAAGAGUAUAUAAUAUUUUUAAGAUUAAUUUUCAGUGAAUUAUUUUUGUACUGUACGUCUAGUGGGCCUCAUCCAAACACAUGCACGUUAACUGUGAGGUAUUAAUAAUGUGGAUUAGUCUCAUUAGUUGCAUUUAAAUCUUGAAGAAGAAUGUGCUUACCUACUCAAUACUUUACACACCUCAUGGUUAUCCUCAAGCUUCAACUACACAUGAAGUAUCAAAAGCAUAGGGAGGCAUCCUGCGGCCUGGUGGCUAAGGUACAUGACUGGGAGCCUGCAGGAAGGUUGGGGGUUCAAGCUCCAGUAAGAUCCCCACUGCUUGUUGGGUUAGCCCACAAGCAAGGCCCUUCAUUUCGCAUUGCUUCCGGGGGCGGGAUUGUCUCCAUCUUAGUCUAAUCAACUGUAAGUCGCAUUCGAUAAAAGCGACAGCUAAAUAACAAAUGAUGACAAAGAAAAGACUGGAUCAUAACUUUAUUACAUUACAUUAUUGGCAUUUGGCAGACGCUCUUAUCCAGAGCGACGUACAGUUGAUUAGACUAAGCAGGAGACAAUCCUCCCCUGGAGCAAUGCAGGGUUAAGGGCCUUGCUCAAGGGCCCAACGGCUGUGAGGAUCUUAUUGUGGCUACACCGGGAUUAGAACCACCGACCUUGCGUAUCCCAGUCAUUUACCCUAACCACUACGCUACAGACCACCCCUUAUUAAACUGAAUUCAACUGUAUAUAACUUAUGUAUGUAUUACAUUGCUCUUUGUGUUCAUAUUAUUAUUGUGUCAUCUACUGUCAAUGAAUCCAUGGAACUGCAUGUUUUAUUUUCAGAUUUUCUGAGCACUUGUGUUGAACCAAUUAUGUGCACUGUCCAUGCUAAUAACAUUAGUUACUGUGAGAUUAAAGUCUUUUAUGUAUUUUUUUGCCCAUGCAGUGUUUGAUUGUUGAAACACUGCUAUUUAAAGUGGGUUGCAAUGUAUUACAUAAUACCCAUGUUUAUGUUCAUGUAGUUCCUUGGUAGAUUUAAUUUGAAUACAUUAAACUUUUAAACUUUGA
Conger conger (European conger) is the source of this 3462-nucleotide messenger RNA. RefSeq names its product proline dehydrogenase (oxidase) 1b (gene prodhb). Gene Ontology annotation, cellular component: mitochondrion. The transcript is spliced from 15 exons. The coding region runs from base 126 to 2039 and encodes 637 amino acids. The record is from RefSeq and is a predicted model, not a curated record. Gene Ontology annotation, molecular function: proline dehydrogenase activity; FAD binding. Lineage: Eukaryota; Metazoa; Chordata; Actinopteri; Anguilliformes; Congridae.